AUUUAUGUUCUUCUCCUUCUUCUUCCUUCGCCGCAAGGCAUCUUCUCUUCUUCCUCAAAUUUUCAUCUCUGCUUCCGAUUUCUCUUCUUUCUCAUUCGACCAUCUUACUAUCAACCAUCACUCUCCCAACCUCAUCAAACAGACCCAUGCUCGCAUCUGCUUACAUGGACUCCAUCUUGAAUCUUUCUUCGCCACUAAACUCAUAUCCGCCUACUCUGCGUGUGGUUACCAAGAUGAUUCCCGAGCCGUCUUUGAAUCAGUUCCAAUUAAGAACGUCUAUCUAUGGAAUACAACCAUCACCGGAUACGUUAAGAAUCGUCUUUAUAACCAAAGUUUCUUCCUCUUUAACCAAAUGAACAUCAGCACCCACGACUCGCCUGAUGAUUUCACCUUCUCUAUUCUCGCAAAAGCCUCCUCCGCCAUGGGCGAUCUUCUCGUCGCGAAAUCCGUUCAUGGUAAGUGCAUUAGAGUUGGGUAUAUGUCGGAUACCGUCCUUGCUAAUUCCCUCUUAUCCAUGUACGCUGCAAUUGGCCAGUUCAUGGAUGCUAGUUUGGUGUUCGACGAAAUGCCGCAAAGAAAUGUAUCAUCUUGGAAUGCUUUAAUUGCAGGUUAUACAAGUAUUUCUCACUGUAAUCACAACAAUUACGUCUGGGAUUGCAUUAAACGGAUGCAGAUUGACGGGUUUAAACCGAAUGCCUACACCGCUUCCACCCUUCUUCCUUGUUGCGAACAUGAUAACAACAAAUCGGAUCGUGGAAAAGAGCUUCAUUGUUACAUAGUGAAGAACACCACGGGCUACGACGAUCAUACUGGUUGCUGUUUGAUAGAUAUGUAUUCCAGAACUAACAGAAUCAAGUUGGCAAGACGAAUAUUCGAUAGGUUAAAACAAAGAAACGUCUUUGCGUGGACUGCAAUGGUUAACGGAAGUGUACUAAAUGGAGAACCGGGUGAGGCUAUAGUUCUUUUUCGUGAAAUGCAAUUUCUAGACGGAAUUGAACCGAAUAGGGUUUCACUUUUGAGUAUUCUUCCUGCAUUCGGCUCACAGAGUGGACUAAUGGGUGGAAGACAGAUCCAUGGAUAUGCUUUUAGAAGACAACUGAAUCAUGAACCUCCUUUGAGCAAUGCUCUAAUAGAUAUGUACUCCAAAUGUGGCAGUCUUAUACAUGCUAGAUUAGUGUUUGACAACGGUUCGUUUUCUAAAGACACGAUUUCUUGGAGCACGAUGAUUUCUGCUUACGGGUUACAUGGAAAAGGCGAGGAAGCGGUUGAUCUGUAUUACACUAUGAUUCGAUUCGGUAUCAAACCUGACAAGGUUACCAUAGUGGGAGUUCUUUCGGCCUGUGGUAGGACAGGACUUGUUAAUGAAGGACUCAAUAUUUAUAAAUCAGGUGUAAAUGAGUUUGGAAUUGAACCCACAAUGGAAAUGUGUGCUUGUAUGGUCAAUAUGUUGAGCCAAUCCGGUCAGCUAGACCGAGCCUUGGAGUUUAUCCAGGGAAUGGGGAUGGAACCGGGUCCAAGCGUAUGGGGAGCACUUCUCAGUGGUUCUGUGAUUCACGGAAAUGUGAAUUUACAAGAUUUGGCGAUUAAGAUUCUUAUGAAGAUAGAACCUGAAAACCCUUCUAACUAUGUUUCACUUUCCAAUAUACAUGCCUCUUCCAAGAGGUGGGAUGUUGUUGCUAAUGUUAGAAGUGUUAUGAAGGAGAGAAAGAUGAGGAAGUUGCCCGGAUGCAGUUGGAUCGACGUUAAUAACAAAACUCAUAGUUUUUAUGUUGCUGAUAUCGCGCACACUUGUUCAAAUUUGAUUUAUGAAAUGGUGGGCGAUAUCGCUUCGGGAAUGAAGGUUAUACAAUAUGUUCCUGAUUUAGAAAAUUCAUAAUUUGACAUAUUGGAUGAACAUACAUAAUAAGCAUUGCAAGAGGGUUUUGUUU
Molecule: messenger RNA, 1928 nt
Organism: Impatiens glandulifera
Lineage: Eukaryota; Viridiplantae; Streptophyta; Magnoliopsida; Ericales; Balsaminaceae
Product: putative pentatricopeptide repeat-containing protein At3g49142
Exons: 1
Coding region: 5-1876 (623 amino acids)
Biological process (GO): RNA modification
Molecular function (GO): protein binding; RNA binding
Source: RefSeq, a predicted model, not a curated record